This is a messenger RNA of Drechmeria coniospora, 1674 nucleotides long. Its product is annotated as dynactin subunit. Gene Ontology annotation, cellular component: dynactin complex. NCBI's taxonomy places the organism in Eukaryota, Fungi, Ascomycota, Sordariomycetes, Hypocreales, Ophiocordycipitaceae. Bases 1 to 1674 code for a protein of 557 amino acids. The record is from RefSeq and is a predicted model, not a curated record. The transcript has 2 exons.
AUGACGCCCUCGCCCCCCUACACCUACAUCCAGUGCCCCUGCUCGGACCGCUCCGCCGCCGACGGCAGCGAUGCCUCGCUCGACGAUGCCGACGAUGCCGACGAGCGCACCUUUGAUCCCCGCGCGCCGCGUGCCAACUACAGCCUCUUCCCCCUCGAGUACCUCCUCUACUGCGAGGACUGCCAGCAGAUCCGCUGCCCGCGCUGCGUCAAGGAGGAGACGGUGACCUACUUCUGCCCCAACUGCCUCUUCGAGGUUCCCAGCAGCAACAUCCGCGGCGAGGGGAACCGGUGCACUCGCAGCUGCUACCAGUGUCCCGUCUGCAUCGGGCCCCUCCAGACGAGCGCCGUGACGCCCCGGGCCGCCGACGACGGCGAGGCCGAGGCCGGCGCCGCGCCCUGCGCCCUCUUCUGCACCCACUGCAACUGGUCCUCGCGCGAGACCGGCAUCGAGCUCGAUCGCCCCGGCGGCAUCCACGCUCAGCUCGCGCGCCUCGGCAACGGCGGCCGCGCCAAGAUCACGGCCCGCGAUCGCGAGAAGCGCCGCAAGGACAACCCCGACGAGCCCCCGCUGCCGGACGAGCUCGUCGACGGCGACCUGCAGUUCGCGAGCCUCAAGGCCUUUUACGCCCGGCAGAUGGCCGAGGCCUCGGCCGGCCUCGGCGCCGUCUCCCUGCACGACGCCGCCGGCUUCUCCUCGCCCGCGGCCCUCUCGCGCAUCAUGUCGCUCUACACGGGCCGCGGCCACGCCGGCCGCCCGCACCCGCGCCGCCCCGACGUCUUCCGCGAGGCCCUCUCGACCGACGAGGGCCUGAAGCUCGCCCAGCUCGACGACUCGCCGCUCGUCGGGAAGCUGACGCGCGACGGCUGGCACGCGACCAGCUCGCGCGAGCAGCGCGAGGCCCAGCCCGAACCCGUCCGCUUCCAGGACCAGCUGCGGCCCAUCCCCUGCCUGCUCCGCACCAAGCGGUCCAAGCGAUGCUCCGUCUGCCGCCACAUCAUCUCCAAGCCCGAGAGCAAGGUCACGUCGACGCGCUUCCGCAUCCGGCUCGUCGCCAAGUCGUACAUCCCGACCGUCGCCAUCCGGCCCAUGGUCCCGACCGCCGCCGUCGUGCCCAUCACCUCCCGGCCGGCCCGCGCCGACGAGGCCGCCCUCGCGCCCUGCAGGCCGCACCAGUACGUCUUGACCUUUACGAACCCGCUGUUCGAGGCCAUCAAGGUCACGCUGGCGACGCCCAACGCCACGCCCGGACGCUUCUCCAGCAGGGUCACCAUCCUCUGCCCGCAGUUCGACGUCGACGCCAACACGGACAUGUGGGACGACGCCCUCCGCGACGACGGCAGGGACAGGACGACCCGCAAGGGAGACGACGCGACGCCCGCCGCCGCCGCCGAGGCGGGCAAGAUCUGGGAGCGCGGCCGCAACUGGGUGAGCAUCGUGCUCGAGGUCGUGCCGCCGUCGCUGCGGCCCGAUAACCGGACGGCGGGGAGCGGCGGCGUCGUGGACCGCAGCCCGGUCAAGGCGGGCGAGGACAUUCUCGAGAUACCCAUGUUUGUGCGCAUAGAGUGGGAGGCCGACGCCCAGCACGACGUGACCAAGGACAAGGACGCGCGGGAGAGGAGGGAACUGGCCUACUGGUGCGUCCUCGGCGUCGGUCGCAUCAGUCACGAGUAA